AUGCCCAUAAAAUCUUUAAGGCUUUCCUAUGAGCUGUACAAAUCAGCAACUGCGUUCACUCUUAAUCCUGUAAUUAUCCUGCAUGGGUUGCUGGGAUGUAAGCGCAACUGGCGCUCUGUUGCCUGUUCUCUCAACGCUAAGGGUUUUGGGAAAGUAUACUGUGUAGAUGCAAGGAAUCAUGGAUCGAGUCCUUGGUCAACGGAUACUAGCUAUGAGUCGAUGGCUGAGGAUCUUCUCAAUUUUAUUCAUGACUUGAGUGUUACGAAUGUUUCAGUGAUUGGUCACAGUAUGGGCGGAAAAAUUGCCAUGACAGCUGCAUUAAUUGAGCCCACCAUGAUUGAUCGGUUGGUCGUUGUGGACAUCGCUCCUCACCUGUCUCCAAAUAAAGCAAAUACAAAUUUGCUAGUUUCGCUUAUGAGUCACGUCGACUUGGAUGCAAGGAUGGCUGGUUGCAGGAAUAUUUACGACCUCCGAGCUCAGCUAAUGGAAGAAUGGAAGGAUACAGUACCCUCCCUUCAGCAACGCGCUUUCGUGCUAAGUAAUCUCGUCGAGGCUGACGGUAAGGCUGCUUGGAAAGUCAAUGUAAAAGCCAUUCAAAAUGGACUGGACCAGAUUUUCUCUUUUCCUUUUUCUAUGGCUGAUGACUCCGUCUCCUUUGACGGACCUGCUCUUUUUGUUGCUGGUGAGCUAUCACCAUUUCUAGGAUCGGUUUGUACGGAUAUGUGGCGAGUACUGUUUCAGAGUGCAGGCUUGUGUCACGUAGAGGCUAUCGAACCCCAGAAGCAACUCCAGCUAACUUUGGCUGCCGACCUUGCCCAUUAA
Messenger RNA from Mesocestoides corti, 822 nucleotides. The record is from the annotation of a GenBank genome assembly. Lineage: Eukaryota; Metazoa; Platyhelminthes; Cestoda; Cyclophyllidea; Mesocestoididae.